CCUAAACCCCUUUCUCAAGAUCUUCCACUCCUCUCUCCGCGACACUAGCAGAGUUUUCGGAAAAAAAAAAAGAUGAAUUUCAACAACGUCAAGGUUCCAAAGGUGCCAGGUGGUGGUGCCAUAUCUGCGUUGCUUAAGAUUGGGAUUAUCGGUGGGCUCGGUGUCUACGGUGCCACACACAGUCUCUACAAUGUCGACGGAGGACAUCGAGCCAUCAUGUUCAACCGUUUAGUCGGUAUUAAAGAUAAGGUUUACCCCGAGGGUACACACCUUAUGGUUCCUUGGUUCGAAAGGCCGGUCAUUUAUGACGUUCGUGCACGACCUUACCUUGUUGAGAGUACCUCCGGAAGCCGUGAUCUUCAGAUGGUGAAGAUUGGGCUUAGGGUUCUCACUCGUCCCAUGGCAGACCAGUUACCUGAGAUCUAUAGAACCCUUGGUGAGAACUACAGCGAGAGAGUUCUGCCUUCUAUAAUCCACGAGACUUUGAAAGCUGUGGUUGCUCAGUACAAUGCAAGCCAGCUUAUUACUCAGAGAGAGGCGGUGAGUAGGGAGAUCAGGAAGAUUCUAACUGCACGAGCAACAAACUUCAACCUUGCGCUUGACGAUGUGUCCAUCACGACCCUGACAUUUGGGAAGGAGUUCACGGCUGCCAUUGAAGCAAAGCAGGUGGCUGCUCAAGAGGCUGAGCGGGCUAAGUUCAUCGUUGAGAAGGCCGAACAAGACAAGAGAAGUGCUGUUAUCCGUGCCCAGGGAGAAGCCAAGAGUGCUCAGCUCAUAGGUCAAGCGAUCGCAAACAACCAAGCGUUUAUAACCCUCAGGAAGAUUGAGGCGGCAAGAGAGAUUGCACAGACCAUAGCACACUCGGCUAACAAGGUGUACCUAAGCUCGGACGAUCUUUUGCUUAAUCUACAGGAGAUGAAUUUGGAUGUGAAUGCAAAGAAUUAGAGAGGCUUCUUAAGUAAAACCCCCUGUGGUUUGUAUCGUCUUUUCAAUUUGGAGCAAAAGCUGAGAUCUUUGGAUUUUUAAAUACUUGUUAAGUUGUUUUUGGGAUCUCAUUAUCCCAAGGUUAUAGCCUUUGUCUAUCAGGAAAUGAAGACACUGUCUUGCUGAAUGAGUUAAUUGUAAUAAACUUGUCGUUUUGAAAA
Molecule: messenger RNA, 1145 nt
Organism: Eutrema salsugineum
Lineage: Eukaryota; Viridiplantae; Streptophyta; Magnoliopsida; Brassicales; Brassicaceae
Product: prohibitin-1, mitochondrial
Exons: 6
Coding region: 73-945 (290 amino acids)
Biological process (GO): mitochondrion organization
Cellular component (GO): mitochondrion; membrane
Source: RefSeq, a predicted model, not a curated record